GGGGAACGUCGUGGUCGGGGGUGAUUAUAGAAGACGACUCUACGAGUGGAGAGGCGUCGGGAGACGAGAGCAGCCGCGGCCCUCGCGGUAUCGAAAGGAAAAAUCCCUGACCCUCCCCAUAUCAAAACGGGAUUUCUGAUGCUGGAUUUUUUGUGUACUACACAAAUCAGCUUUGUGUUUGUACUUAUUGUAGAGAGGCACUGCAGCCAGAUCCCCCGGCUAGGCAGGGGCGCAUGGGUCUAGUUUUUCAGCAUGACAAACGGCUCCCCUUUGGGCCGAACAGCAUGGAAAGUCGCUCUCUUAAUGGGGCGGAAGGCUUCUGCCCUUGUCUUUCUGCAAGAUAAACGCGAUGUGUGGCCUCAAGUCAGCGAGGCAAAUUUUCGGACACGGGACUUUCAAAUAUGGGGAGGGGGAUUUUUUCUUACGAUACGCGGCUUGCCAUCUUCUGCAGGUGAUUACGGUUGUGCCGCCGGUAAUCCCCCCUCUCCAUAUCGAAAACGAAAUUUGUGAUACUGUAUUUGCGUACACAAAUAAUGCUAGAAGGCCAAGAAACGCAGCUGUGGCCGCCUCGUUUGCAGACAAUUUGUCAUGCUGUUUCCCACUUCCAGCUGCCCCCUGUCAUGCUGAAGAUGCAAGGCUUUCCAACGCUAGUAACCCACCACAGUCCGCAUCUUUUCCCUUUUAGCAUGACAAAGCUGAUUUGUGGCCACAUAUCUGCAUCACAAGUUUCUAGUUUGAGACAGGUAGUUCAAGUUCGCUACGGCGGGCCGCUUUGCUGUCCCCAGAGGAGACGUACCUCGACGUCAGUAGCAUCCCCGAAAUGCCUUUUGAACCGUCGUGCACGCGGCUGCUACACUGUCAAGAACGCGCCCGCCAGCACACAAAUCAACAAGCCGGUCAGGUUCAGGCGGUCGCUCUGGCGACGACCACCCGCCGCCGCACCGACGAGUACGAGCGAGACGAACACAUCAGCAGGAGCAACAUCACGCGCUCCGUCCGGCAAGUGCAGGUGCGGCCGCACGGGCGCCCGGGUAGUAGAAGUCGAAGGCGAACAAGCCUUCGCAAUUCUAAAGCGGCCUUGGCAAAUGCAAUGCUUCGUGAGGUUGUGAGCGUUGUCGUGGGGGACGCGUGGGCCGCACUCAGUGUUGAGGCGACCAACCCUGUAACGCUUGAGGCCGUGGUCGGUUCGGCGCGGAAGCUGCGCGCAUUUCUCCGGGCGGUGGCCGCGCUGUUCUUCACGGCCGAGUGGAGAGUCUCGAUGCACCGCGGGACCCAAAAACAAGAACAAGAACAACGCAACAUCCUAGACGACGCAGAAGUCCUUGCAGACCGCGUGAAGGCUGACCUCCUCGGCGCUCUUGCAUUCGCAGACACGACGCUCGUUUUCAACCCCGAUAACAAGCUGACGCGAGGCAUCCGCGGUCCGCAGAGAUGGACCGGCUCAGCCACCAGAAGCGUUGUCUGGAAAUACCAAAAAUUGUUGAACAGGACAGGCUAUCAAGUGCAAAUAUGUCUGGGUCUGGAAGGAUGCAUGUUUGAUGUUGUCAUGCUUGAUAUCUAGCAUGACUCUUCAAUCUGUCCUGCGCGUUACUUACUUACCCAAGAGCCCCAUUUUGAUCUUUCUGUCAUAGAGAAAUGCAGUCUGUCAUGCAGAAUAGGCAACACCUAGAACAAGCUCAGAAACUUGUCAUGCUGGGCCAGCACUUGUGGCUUCCUCAUGAUAAGGACCACGACACCCAGCAUCACAAGUUUAUUUUCCAGACCCAGACAUUUUUGCAUUUGAUACAGGCCGCUCCGCUCCUUCGGGGAGCGGGCUCCCAUGCUGGGCGACGGUUUCACAAGUCCAGGUGUGGGCGGCAGAUUUCCGUCGGAGGUAUUCACAGGCAGCGCUACGCGCUGCAGGAAGCUACGGACUAUACGUUGCGCCACCUGAUAUUGUCCACGCGUGCGCGGCUAAAGAUCCGGCAUUCCGGCUGCGCUUUUCCGACGUCGGCCGUGCUGGAGAGCUGGUCCCAGGUCGCGCGGGUCCAGGUGGACCAGGGCCGCAUUAUCAAGUUGCCACCUUCUUGUUCGGCGCCGCAGCCGAGCAGCCGCUCAGCGUGAGCCACUUCACGCAGAGGUUGGCAAGGCUAGAGCGAGAAGAGGUAAAAAACCGCGCCGCGGUCCCCGGUCUGGUCGGCUCUUCGCCUACUAGUACUUGUUCCGGCACAGCUUCUAGACGCUUACCAGGGCCGCCAGGGAGGUCGCGGAGGUCUCGGUCUCCCCAGCCGCGAAAGCGAAGCACAGAAGUGCUAUCCUGUUGUAAAAACGCCCCCACCUCCCCAGAGUUGCAUGCUGAAAAUAUUUCUCAACAUGCGGAGCCCGCCCAUGAGAGGCAUUUAUUUCUAGUCCUCGUGUUUCGGAAUUUGUCAUGCUCCAAUCAUCAUGAUUAUAUGCUAGAUCUGUGAUGCCGCUGAAGUAGCUAAACACAGAAACUACACUACGAGGCGAAACUUGUCAUGCAUAACCCCCAAGACUUGGAGAUUUGUGUUGCAAAUUUCCCAUCUUGACUCUGGUGUGGGGACGUUUUUCCUCAGGAUAAGUGCCUCAAGUUCUUCACCACCUCGCCGGAAAAGUGCUGAACACCUUCGCCCAACUCCUAUGGAUUGUAAAAAUGUCUGGGUCUGGAAGAUUGCGAGAUUUGUCAUGCAUAUUUCGGAUCACGCAAAUGGCGUCUGAUGCAGGCAAAAGCAUCACAGGUUUUGCGCACGCCUCAUGAUGCCUGUAGUCCCGCAUGAGAAACUUCCUACUUGCGUGCCAAGAAAUGGACAGCUCCUGGUGCUCAUGCAACACAAAUCCAGAGUUUGCAUCACAACAGUAGUUCCAACCCUUCCAGACCCAGGCAUUUUUACAUUUGAUAACUCCGAGUGGAGUCUUACGUCCAGAGUGAGUGGUCCGAACUAUCCUGGACGGAGAACCUUUCGCCAGGAGAGCGCGUGAAGGCUGCGAGAAAGGUUGAGGAGAAUCUCGGGGGGCUGCUUCAGGCAUACCUGGGAGAUGAAAAUGCUUCUGGAUUCCUCGACGAGAAAAAAAUCAUGUACGGGCUGAUCUACCUCGACCGAGUGCUCGACAAGUACCGAUGUGAUCUGACCGGAGACGACGAUGACGAGGACAGCAGGGGUAGCACUUCUAGCAGGGAUCCUCACGACGAGGCGGAUCGUUUGCGCGAAGAGGAAGACAUAGAUAUCAAAGGGAUUGUAGCAAAGUCGGACGCCCGCAUAAAAAAAGAGUUGGAAGCUAGAGGAGCAGCAUAUGCAGCUGCACAACGUGAACUUGGAGAAGAGGAAGUAAUGCGGGAAGUAUCGUAAGAAAAAAUCCCAUAUUUUUGAAAAGCUUUGUUUCCGAAGAUUUGCGUUGCUCCUUUGAGGUCAGAAUAAACCGCCUUUGUCUUGCAAGAAGACAAGGGCAAGUAGCAGCUUCCGCCCUAUUCAGAAAGUGAUUUGUCAUGCUGUCCGGCCUGAAGGGGGGCCGUUUUCCAUGCUGAACAACUAGACCCAUCAGCUCUCACCUAGCCUGGGAACCUGGCCGCAAUGCCUCUCUGCAGUACUAGUACAAAGCUGAUUUGUGUACACAAAUCCAGCAGCAGAAGUUCCGUUUUGAUAUAAAGAGGGGGGAUUUUUGCUUUCGAUAAGAAGUAGGAGGACUACAUGCCCCCGGUGAAGCUGCUGCGCACGAGGGGGCCGCCGCCGCGUCUCGGCUGCAGACAGCACGGCAAGGUCUUGGGCUAUCAUUUGUAAAAACGUCCCCACGAGGACCCCAGAAUCAAGUUGGGGAAGAUUUUGCGACACAAACCUUGAAGUUUUGGGAACUACUACCACGCGUGACAAAGUGCAGGCUGUAGUGUAGUGCAGUUUAGCAAGGAAAGCCGCAUAGCAAAUCCAUCUACUCAUCCUGUUUACAGCAUUACAAGUUCCAAAACACCAUUGGAAAUGCCUCUCAUCAUCAGGAUGCGCAUUACAAACGCUUUUGUGCUUGCAGACAUCUCUGGGGUGGGGAUGUUUUUACACAGGAUUUGGGCGAGGUGAUUUUUACACAGAAGAUGGCCUCGACGACGAUGGUGCAGCCUCCGACAUCUCGUCCUCUGCAGCGGCUAGUCACAGCGAAAAGCAUGGAACUCUUGCUACCGUGCGGUUUCGGCAAUUGGUCACAGAUUGGAGCCGCGCCUUUCCGCAGCGCGAACGGAGUGGGGCGACCCGCUGGACAGAAGUUCUUGUUGAUGGUGUUCCUAGGACCACCACCACCUCCAGCACUGCACGAGAUGAGCCUGCUCCUCCUGGGAAUACUCAUGAUCAUGCUGAUCGGGAUCACGCUGCCAAGAUGAAGAACAUGGCGGGAUCAUUAGGCUUUCUGCUUUUGCCUCCAGGCUCUCGUGUCGUUGAGCCUGGACGAACUGCCGCGUUUGAAGCGGACGAACAAGUAGAGGGAAACCACGGCGAGCAGGAUGUUGAAACUACUAGCACGCGUCUAAUGCGGGAGGGGCUAAACCACCCGACGGGCGGGGCCGGGGCCGUUGCGCGACGACCAGCACCUUCUGCCGACUACUCCGCUCGCCUGCUUCUGGACGUCAGAAGGCAGCUUCUAGGACUCCACCCUUCUCGUGCACCAGCGGGUCUCGAAGUAGAACAAGAACUACAUGCUGAGACGUUGAGGGAUCGAAAAAAGCCGCAGUCUGCGGGGGAAGAGUUCGGAAUUGGAAUUCUCCUGCAUCCGGAGCUAGAAGUGGCUCUGCUGGCACUCAGUUUGGCCUUUCUUCCACUGGACGAAAGAGGCAGAAUUCGUCAAACACCACUCGCCAGCUCUGCUUCGUCGGCCACCACCUCCACCUCGGCGGCCAGGUCGUUCUGGAAACAUGUAUUUCUUUUCGACGCCGACGAGGACCUCGCGCGGGCGCAGAAAUGGAUGCUCCGGAAAAUGGACCGGCUCAGUUUGCGAUCUUUUAGUACCUUGCGGUCGCCAGUAGAGGAAGGCGUCGCUCUGGUUGCGCCAGUAGCGGUAUCUGAUCACGAAUACACAGCCUACGAGGCCCUCUUCCGGGAGAGUCCUUUCCCACGCAUAGGGAUGCGGGAGAGAGAGCUUGACGCGCAGGAGGUGUAGCUGCAGUUGAGCUGCGAGGUCCUCGGGAGCGAUGAACACGUUGAAAUUUCGGAAAAGACAAAUUUUACACCUGCCAUGCACCGAUUUUAUUUUUAAAAAAUACAUUGUACAGACCUCGCCCUAUUCUUAUGUAAGAAAAAGCCACAAGAUACAAAAAAAUAAAGAGAAAAUCAAAAAACACAAAAAAAUAUGUAGGGCUAGCAAAAAACAUUGUUUGUUUGUUGCGAGUGGUCACAUGGAACCGGUUGAAAGAAAUUCUUUCUUCUCAUGUGUCUAGCGCUAUUUCAAUAAAAACACAACCUGGCGGAGCUGCUUUGGCACCCGUCUUAGAAAAACUGACUUCUGCUGAGAACCUUAAACUCCAGGAAAAAAUAAGCUAAAACAAACUGAAGGCUCUCGAAAAGGGAAAAAGAUAAAAGCGGUCGUAACUCAAAAACGUGUUUUUCAGAAAAAGAUAAAAGCGGUCGUAAAGCAAAAAACAUAAAAACAAGGAGAAAGAGCACAAAGCGGCCCGUGCUCAGCAAAAAAAUAAGAUAACAAAAAACACAAAAAAAUAUAUAGGGUCGUAGCCAAAUAAACAUAAAAGCAGCACAGUGCGGCCCGUGCUGAUAAAAAAGUAAAAAACAUUAAAAAGCGGCUCUGAUAGUAUUUGUUUUCGUAAGUAAAAGUCAGCUAGCGGAAUUUAGUCUAAGAGCUGCGUCUCCGUGCUGAAAUUCGGGCUUAUUUGUCGGCGAAAAAUCUACCACAUCACUUCUCUGGGAUGUUAGCGCGCUAUUUUAGACCAUCACUCUUGAGUUUUGGACUUUUUUAGACGGCUAGCGUCGAUCGUGCUAUUUGAGGCCAUUGCUUCCAUGUUUUGGGUCUUUUUUAGACGACUAGCGUCGAUCGUAGCGUUUAUAGCUUUAUGAAGUGCGUUUUCGUAUGAGAGUCGGGCGUUUUCGCAGCGACAGCUCCUCGUAACUUUAGAAAGCUAAGAGACCGCUCGAUGUUCCGUAUUUGGGUCGUGCGACACAAAAGAAAAGCGAACUGAGAGCACCGACGAACUUUUAUGCGGGCCGUAUCACAAUUUUCUUUCCGCUGAACACACAACAGCGAGCGUUUUGAAGAAAAAAGCGGAUGCUCAUUCACACUUUCACCAAUGAAAAACCGACAAUAGCCACAGCGAAGCUGUUACUUGAAAACUGUACUUGACGAGCG
This is a messenger RNA of Amoebophrya sp. A120, 6330 nucleotides long. The record is from the annotation of a GenBank genome assembly. Lineage: Eukaryota; Dinophyceae; Syndiniales; Amoebophryaceae.